Messenger RNA from Misgurnus anguillicaudatus (oriental weatherfish), 4614 nucleotides. Lineage: Eukaryota; Metazoa; Chordata; Actinopteri; Cypriniformes; Cobitidae. The record is from RefSeq and is a predicted model, not a curated record.
GCGCCUUUUCUCUGCAGAAUCGCCGCUUGCUGACGUUUUCUGGCUGUCAUGUGAUUAGCCGCUGCCCGUACUCAGGGUUCAAUGAGAGCUGUUUGCCCCACCCAUCUCUUCAACGCUUUCUAUCUCAAUGUAGGAUUCACAGAGAAAAGGAAAUAAUCGCUAAAAAUACUGCCUCGAAGGGGAUUCAUCCACGACUAUCGGGGAGGCAACGCGCUCCGUCCAUUGGGAAAUCGCUGUCAUUGUGGUAUCGGAUUUAUCUUGACUUAUCCCAAUGCACAUGUAUUGCCGAUCUACCACCCGAAUUCAAGAAGGAUACAAAGCGUAGCCUGACAGCGGACUCGGGACUGCGAUAGCCGGUAAAACAUCGACGGAUUUUCCCAAAACGGUCGCAUUUGCAUCGGCGGUCGAAAGAACCGUAAGGAUCUCCGCUCUCGUCAAAGCAAAGCUACGGAUGUGAGAAGAAAUUCAAAUUACGGUAACGGUGAAGACGGCAAAGGGCCUCUUUUCAUUUGGACAAGCCGAAAAAAAGGCGACCAUCAGUCACCGUAACCCGAACAGGAGGGAAAAUACGGUCUAUCUUCGGGGGAUUUUUUAAAACCAGCACCGUAUUUUUCUGAGACAGCGUCGUUUCAUAACGGAGUUAAAAGGUUCAUGUCGGCCACGGCGCAGGGCGGAAUGAUCCACAUGCCGUCAUUUUGGUGGAAAUAUUUAUUUUUUUAAUUUGCAGCCACCCUUUCUAUCUCGUUCUGGCCGUGUCGUCGCAUCGGCGAACGGAUUCGACAUCGACGAACCGACAAUAACCGAGUUUUGUGGAGCUAUUCAUGAUUUUUAAAGGAGUGGUGGGCAGAAUCGUUAUUUCGGGAACGCGACCAUGGAUUCGCGACGGGAAAUUUGCUAAAUCGCUCUUGGAUCAGGAAAGCCGUCGCGGGACGCCAGUAACGAAAUCAUUCAUGUAACGUCGAGGCUUGGCUGGAUGCGCGUUCACACACGGAUCGCGUUUGACGAAAUCUCGUAUUUUACAGCAGCGAAAGCUCGACAGGACUCGGCCGUGUGUAGGCCGGCCUAGUGUUUUCACCACCACCACCACCUCGAGCCCUCCCGUACUAAUAGCUUUCAUAUUUCCCUUGUACUGUCCCUUAUAAGAUCCACGAACCCCCCCGUGUUCCGCUAAAUCCAGGAGUGCGGUGUGCACGCGACUAUAAAUGUCCCGGUUUUCCAUCAAAGUGUUUUGAUCGGAGGCCAAAUCGAGGAAUUUGGAUAAUUUAUUCAUACGGUAUAUUCGCCUCCCACCACCACCCCACCCCAAAACUUUUCUUGGGUUUUUGGGAAAAUGGGUUGUUUGGGCAACAGUAAGACUGAGGACCAGCGAAACGAGGAGAAGGCCCAGAGGGAAGCAAACAAAAAGAUAGAGAAACAGCUUCAAAAAGACAAACAGAUCUACAGAGCGACUCAUCGACUACUACUGUUAGGGGCUGGAGAAUCGGGGAAAAGCACCAUAGUCAAACAGAUGCGCAUUUUACAUGUCAAUGGCUUCAACGCUGAAGAGAAAAAACAGAAAAUUCAGGACAUCAAGAAUAAUAUAAAAGAAGCUAUAGAGACUAUUUUGUCAGCGAUGUCCACGUUGGCACCUCCGGUUCAGUUAGCAUGUCCAGCAAAUCAGUUUCGAAGUGAUUACAUCCUCCAUUUAGCCAAUCAGAAGGACUUCGAAUUUACAUCGGAGUUUUAUGAACACACAAAGAUCCUGUGGCAAGAUGAUGGAGUGAGAGCUUGCUUCGAAAGAUCCAAUGAGUACCAGCUGAUCGACUGUGCGCAGUAUUUCCUGGACAGGAUUGACACUGUAAAACAGAGCGACUACACUCCUACUGAUCAGGAUUUGCUCCGAUGCAGAGUUCUGACUUCUGGAAUCUUUGAGACAAGAUUCCAAGUGGACAAAGUCAAUUUUCAUAUGUUUGAUGUUGGUGGACAGAGAGAUGAGCGCAGGAAAUGGAUCCAGUGUUUUAAUGAUGUGACAGCCAUCAUAUUUGUGGUAGCCAGCAGCAGUUAUAACAUGGUGCUCAGAGAGGACAAUAUGACCAACCGACUCCAGGAGGCGCUAAACCUCUUCAAGAACAUCUGGAAUAACAGGUGGCUUCGAACCAUAUCUGUCAUUUUAUUCCUAAAUAAACAAGACUUGCUGGCUGAGAAAGUUCUGGCAGGAAAAUCAAAAAUCGAGGAUUAUUUUCCUGAGUUUGCGCGCUAUACCACACCAGAUGAUGCGACCCCGGAGCCAGGAGAAGAUCCGCGAGUUACGAGAGCAAAAUAUUUCAUUCGAGACGAGUUCCUGAGGAUCAGUACAGCGAGCGGAGAUGGUCGGCACUACUGCUACCCCCACUUCACCUGCGCCGUGGACACGGAAAACAUCCGCCGAGUGUUUAACGACUGCAGAGACAUCAUCCAGCGCAUGCACCUACGGCAGUACGAACUCUUGUGAUCGCAGCAGUGACAACGGGACGCAAACUCACCACCUGAACUUUCUUUAGGCCCCCUGCCCUACAUCAUGCCCCAAUGUUAAACCACAAACCUUCAGACUGACGAGUCCCCACCUCUUACAUCACAGUACACAUUACACACACACAUACACACAUGCUAUAUAUAACACACACACACAUACAUGGCCUUUCUCCAUCCUGAGUGACUGUGGGCGGGGCAAGGGCACGCACUGUGUUACUGAUGAAAGCAAAUGGCUGUGAUAUCUGGCAAAAAGACUUGUUAACACAGCCAAGGACUACCGAUGUUACGAAAAACGAAUAAAGAGAGAGUGGAAAAUAAAUCAUGUGAGAGGGAGGGGGGGAGAAAAGUUUAAAAAACAGAAAAACUGUCCAGGACUGCUGGAACUCAACUCACACUUUAAAGGGUCUGCUCAGGACGAGUAAGCCAUUUCGUACACCUACAGACACAUAAUGCGUCCAGCUAAACUCCUGACCCGCAAUCCUAUGUAUGUUACACGUCGAGCUGUCUUCUUUCUGAUCGUAUGCCUAACACACGUUACUUAUAUUGAUGCGCACGCACAAAGCAUACACACACACACGCUGCCAUCCUCAUCAUCGUUUUUGGUCCUGUUGAACGUUUAGUGCCUGUGCGAGACUCCCUUGAAUUCCCGUUCCUUGGAGGAGAGCAAAAGAUUGAUGGACGAAACACUGAAUGUAGAGUAAAAUUUACAGAUUUUCCACCCAAAAAAAAAAAAAAAAAACAUGAGGAUGGGUUAUUGCCCCAGGUUGGUUUGUAUGUGGAGCGGAGAAUGACUUUGAACACAAGACCCAUCACAUGACUCGCUUCUCGAGAUGCAUCGCAGGAGACGCGAGCGCAUGCAAUGCUAGAUUCAUGCAGAACUAAAUGCAGUGCAAAAAAUCUAAACUAUAUAUAUAGAUAUUUAUAUAUGUGUGUAUAUAAAUAUGUAUAUAUAUAUAUAUAAAUAUAUAUAUAUAAUUAUAUUCCUGUAAUAAUACAAACUUAUUUCUGUUUGUUAGUUUCCCCAGUUGUGUGUUGGUGUGCAAAAUAUGCACCUCCUGUUUUUCCAAGACACCAUUUCCCAGUUGCUCUCUGCUCCUGUUUUCCGUGUCUGAUCUCUCUCUCGUCUACUCCCCGCUGCAAAAAUCUCGUACACUGACGUGGGGAUUUCAUUAGAUCGACAGUUAUUACGCGAGACACAUGUCUAACGGAUGGUCUAGACGCUCUCUUCCCCCCUCUCCUCCCCUUUAGCCUGGCUUUUGUCUUUUGAUUUUUCUGCUGGAUCAUUAUUCUUGUACAGACUGUAAAAUGUAUUAUUUUGUACAACUUUAUUGAAGAAAAAACGUAACUUGUAGAAGCUCCUUGUGCCUUGAUCACGACUGUACGUGUAAAAUGAGCUAAGAUGUAAGUAAGAUAUGUUUCAUUGCGCUGUUCGGCUCUGCCCUGCCUCCGUCAAUUCCCUCCAACUUUAAACCUCCCCUGACUGCCUGUUCGCUCAUCAGACUUUGGGUAGACGUUGUCCCUCUGUGCCGAUCCCGAGAGAAAAACCGUGACACUGGUGUCGGAUCAGGCGCUAAGCGCAACCUUUACCGGCACUGCUCAUCUGCGGAGUUUGGGGAGGGCGGGGGGCUGCUGUCUGUCAGUCACGUUUUUGUCCCCUUUCGUUUUAUUUUCAUUUCUUUAACUGGUUUUUGUUUUAAAAUUCGAAUGUCUGAUGCUGUGUAGUGCAAAGCAAGAAACAUUAUAUACAGUAUAUAUAAAUAUAUAUAUUUAUACCUGUAAAUAUAUUAUUUAUAUAUAUAUGUGUGUUCGAUUUUUACAGGUUUUCUUUGCCGUAUGGUUCAGGAACAAUUAGUUGACAUUUUUAGAGGCAGGGCCUGGGGCGUUUUUUGUUUUUUUAGCUUUAACUCUGUUGAAGGAGAAAAUAAUCCAAAUGCAAAAACAUUGCUCGUCUUUUCGUAAAAACCAAAUUCCUUUGCUAAAAAGAGCGAAAAGGAUGGGAAAUCUGUCAAUGUAUUAAGUGUACAAAUUGUUUUGAUAGCUGCACAGUCAGAUUCGGGUUCAUAUCCCCCCUCCCAUGGCAUUCGUGUUUAUUUCUUUAUUUAAAAAAAAAAAAAACUAUAAAAA